Nicotiana tabacum (common tobacco) is the source of this 2018-nucleotide messenger RNA. RefSeq names its product putative GPI-anchored protein At1g61900. The record is from RefSeq and is a predicted model, not a curated record. Lineage: Eukaryota; Viridiplantae; Streptophyta; Magnoliopsida; Solanales; Solanaceae. Gene Ontology annotation, cellular component: plasma membrane.
AGACAAAACUUCACACUGUCACUCUGCCCUCCACCCGUGACCCAAAAGCCACCUGGCCUGCUCUAGAUUUUCUUGGGCUUUCUGUUUUGUCUCUUAAGAAAUGGCAUCAUAGGUGUUUCCAGUUUUUUAUUUUACAAGUUCAUGGUUAUGCAUGCAGUUAUAGAGAAACUCUUUGGUCUACAACUCUUGUUGGUCACAUGUUUUAUGCCUGAUGGUGGCUUUCGUAUUUUCCUUGUUUUCCUCGAUAUGGUAAAAAACCUUGUGGUUUGGAGGUGGAAAGUCCUUCCCACUAGACAAUUCCUCUCUUGUCGGCUUUAUAGUAUCCAUACUGAAUAGAAAAUGAUAAUUGCUGAACCUUAGUUUUGAUUGCCUCGUUUUCUUUGCACCUCAAUCACAUAGUUUAUUUUCAUGAUGAUUUUUUCUCAAGUCUCAAGCUACAUAGGAUUUACUUGGCAUUAUUACAUGAAGUAACCACUUUCUAAAGGUUCGUUUUGCCACCUGCUGCUAGUAGUUGCUCUCUGGUUGUCUAGCUAUCAAAAUGUAGUGGCUCUGCCUCUGUUACCUAAACCUUGGCAAGCCCCUUCCAUGUCUGAACUACCUAGCACACCUAACAGUGGAACUUUUCAGCCAAUUGACAUAUCACCCGCUAUGAUCCCCCAUUAUCCUUUUCCUGGAGAACCUUUGCCACCAAUGUACCCUUCCUUCCCAAAGACUUAUGACCCUGUCUUGACUGGAAGAUGCCCUGUAAAUUUCUCAGUCAUUUCGAGCAUCACAGGAAAAACAGCAUCUGAUUGUACUCAAUCUUUGUCUACAGUAGUAGGGAAUGUAAUAUGCUGCCCGCAGUUUAAUAGCUUACUCCACAUAUUCCAGGGAUUUUACAGCAACCGUUCUGAUACUUUAGUUUUACAAAAUGCGGUGGCUGAUGAUUGUUUUAAAGAUAUCAUCAGUAUACUAGCCAGCAGAGGAGCAAACAGCUCCUUAUCUAGCAUGUGUUCUGUAAAGUCGUCCAAUCUGACUGGCGGGUCUUGCCCCGUGAAGGACAUCAGUACCUUUGAGAAAGCAUUAAAUACAAGCAAACUGUUAGAUUCAUGCAUCACAGUUGAUCCUCUGAAAGAGUGCUGCAGGCCUGUUUGCCAGCCUGCAAUUUCUGAGGCUGCACUUCAGAUAUCUGGGAUAAAAACGGCUCUCAGUGAUAAGAAGAACAUAGUUGGAGCACCUAGUGAAAUUGACACUCUUAAUGAUUGUAAGGGAGUGGUCUAUUCAUGGAUUGCUAGGAAACUAAGGUUUGAGGAUGCCAAUACUGCAUUUCGGUUGUUGUCUUCCUGCAAAAUUAACAAAGCUUGUCCCCUGGAAUUCAAGCAGCCAUCUGAAGUGAUCAAUGCAUGCAGAAAUUUAGCUGCUCCAAGUCCUUCAUGUUGUAGCUCGUUAAAUGCUUACAUCACAGGGAUACAGAAGCAAAUGUUGAUCACAAAUCGGCAAGCAAUUUUGUGUGCUGCUGUAUUUGGUUCUAUGUUGCAGAAGGCUGGAGUUAUGACAAACGUUUAUGAGCUUUGUGAUGUUGACUUGAAAGAUUUUAGUCUCCAAGCGUAUGGGCAAGAAGCAGGGUGCUUGCUUCGAAGCUUGCCAGCAGAUCUGGUGUAUGACAAUUCAACAGGCUUCAGCUUUACUUGUGACUUAAAUGACAAUAUUGCUGCUCCAUGGCCUUCAUCAUCGUCGGUGACAUCCUUGUCUCUUUGUGCUCCUGAAAUGUCUUUGCCAGCUUUACCAACAUCACAGACAUUGGGCAUUUCUGGUUGUCACCUGGGUAGAGUGCAUUUCUUUGUGCCCACUCUUCUGUUUUUUGUUUCAGCAUUAUUGUACUGAAUAGAGCCCAUAGAUAGACAGACACUGGUGGCCAGAUCCGAUGUAUAUUUUUGAGUAUCCUCAUGUAUAGCUGCUGUAUUUUGCUUACUUAUUCGUGCUUUUGCGAUAGAGAUUGUCUGAAAAAUUGCAUGCAAUGUGCAAUUUAUUCUUCUGCU